Messenger RNA from Zea mays, 1354 nucleotides. RefSeq lists its product as uncharacterized. The record is from RefSeq and is marked validated. Gene Ontology annotation, cellular component: cytoplasm. The coding region runs from base 112 to 1149 and encodes 345 amino acids. NCBI's taxonomy places the organism in Eukaryota, Viridiplantae, Streptophyta, Magnoliopsida, Poales, Poaceae. The transcript has 7 exons.
CCAAUCUCUAGCAGAAACGUCUUGCCCGACACGACUACUCGUCCGACUAGAACCAAACUUUUCAAUCCAUCGUUCGCAGUUCAGUUCACACUUCACAGGCGAGCAGCGACCAUGGAUACCCAAGCACGUCCGGUUCCUCCCCGCGUCAAGCUCGGCAUCCAGGGAUUCGAGGUGUCCAAGCUGGGGUUCGGGUGCAUGGGGCUGACGGGCGCGUACAACUCCCCGCUGGACGACGAGGCCGGCAUCGCCGUCAUCGCGCACGCUUUCAGCCGCGGAGUCACCUUGUUCGACACCUCCGACGUAUACGGGCCCCUCACCAACGAAAUCCUCCUCGGCAAGGCGCUGAAGCAGCUGCCGCGGGAGCAGGUGCAGGUGGCCACCAAGUUCGGGAUACGGCAUGACGAGAGCGGCACGCGGACCGUGUGCGGCCGGCCGGAGUACGUUCGCGCCUGCUGCGAGGCCAGCCUGCGCCGCCUCGGCAUCGACUGCAUCGACCUCUACUACCAGCACCGCAUUGACACCACAACUCCCAUCGAGGAGACGAUUGGCGAGCUCAAGAAGCUGGUGGAGGAGGGUAAGGUCAAGUACAUCGGAUUGUCAGAGGCGAGCCCGGACACCAUCAGGCGUGCACAUGCUGUGCACCCGAUCACCGCGGUGCAGAUGGAGUGGUCUCUCUGGUCUCGCGACAUUGAGCCCGAAAUUGUGCCGCUCUGCAGAGAAUUGGGCAUUGGAAUUGUACCAUACAGUCCUCUUGGCCGUGGGUUUUUUGGUGGAAGAGGAGUGAAAGAACAAGUGUCUGCUGAAUCUAAUCUGCAUGGGAUCCCAAGGUUUGCUCCAGAAAAUUUGGAGAAGAACAAGCAAAUUUAUUUGCGAAUGGAAGAACUGGCCAAUAAGCACCAGUGCAGCCCUGCUCAGCUAGCUUUAGCAUGGGUUCUGCAUCAAGGAGAUGAUGUGGUUCCUAUACCAGGGACAACCAAAAUCAAGAAUCUAGAUUCCAACAUUGACUCCUUGAAGGUGAAACUGACAGACGAAGAUCUGAAAGAAAUGGGCAGCCAGAUACGGGAAGAAGAUGUGGCUGGUGGAAGACAAUUCACUUCAUUUGCACAUACCACCUGGAAGUACGCUGAUACGCCAAAGAAGCAGAGCUAAAAAAUACUUGAAAGCAACAAUGAUGAUGCGAUUGGUAUGGCCCUCUCCCUGCAGAUGCCCUCAGGAACAUUGCCGAUGCCCCUUUGUGAACAGCCUCUUCUAGUAAAUAAUAAUGUAUGGAGAAGAACAAUGAAGGGCCCAGUCUUGUUGGAAGUACGAAUAAUGUACAGUUACAGGAAUGUGUGCUACCAUAUAUUUCGUCGCA